This is a messenger RNA of Chlamydomonas reinhardtii, 4636 nucleotides long. RefSeq lists its product as uncharacterized. Lineage: Eukaryota; Viridiplantae; Chlorophyta; Chlorophyceae; Chlamydomonadales; Chlamydomonadaceae. Bases 345 to 1886 code for a protein of 513 amino acids. The record is from RefSeq and is a predicted model, not a curated record. The transcript has 10 exons.
CUAUAACGCGGCGUUUCCCUAGCUCGAUAUGCUAGGUGUGCAGGCUUGGAUGUAGUGGACUUUGAAGAGCGGCCUAGGACUUGGAGGUUGUAGUUUCGGAGGUUGUGACUCUUUCGUGGUGAGGCGUCAGCGUGAGGGGGGCGGGCCCUCUCGCCCUAGUCACCUUGCCCCGUUAAUCCAUGCCAGGCCCUAUGGGCCGGCGUUGUAAUUAUUAUUAUUAUUCCCCCUAUACCAUAAGAAGAAGAAUAAUAGAAACCGGACUUAGCCGUGCGGGCGAUCCUCCGGGGCCGGGGCAGGGGCGGGGCCCCGGGCGUGAGGGACCCAGCUUUGUUGUGAGGCAGAGAAUGGGCAAGAAAGUGUAUGGAGCGAAAGGGAAGAACGGCGGCAAGCAUGCGGCUGAGGCCAAGUCGCCCGGCUGCGGUUACGUGGUGCAGCCAGCCCCGCAGCUGCUGCGGGCCAUGGUGAACCCGCGCGCUCUGCGCACCAGCAAGGUGCCUCGCUGUGUACCAACUGGCGGGGAAUUGGGCGAGCGGGCAUGCGGGGCCUGGAGCAGCAACACGGUGAACGGCGAGUCACUGCCUCCAGUGCAGCGACCUGCACCGGCGGCUGUCAAGGCGCAGCAGGCCGUGCUGGCCAAGAUGCGAGCACAGCUGUGGCGCCGGGCGCACCCAUCCGCUGUCCACCAGCACAACCUCAGCGUCAUCAACGCCUGGUCGGAGCAAGUGGCCACGAUGCCAGUCGUGGAUGCUACCUUCGGCUUUGAGCCGGCGGAGGCACCGGCGGAGGCACCGGUGGUGGCGGCGGAGGAGGUGGUGUUGAUGGAGGAGGAUGUAGUGCUGGAGGUGGCGGCGGCCGAUGUGCAGGCAGCAGAGGAGGCGCGCUGGCGGCCCCGCCCUCCUGUCCCCGCCGACAGCCGGUGGGGUGGCCGCUUCGACGUGCUCGGGCGUCUGCAGGGCAGCGGCGACUGGGCGGACCUGGCCAUUGAUGAGCAGGACACGGCAGUGGGUGCGAGCGCGGACUCAGGCACGGGGCCGGAGGCGGAAGCGGAUGUGGAUGAUCAGGCUGCAGUAGUGGGCGGCAAGGCAGAUGCUGCCAUGGCAGAGGACAUCGCGCUGCCAGCUGCAUGUGCCGGCAAGUUGUCAGCAGGUCGCACGGCCGCCAAGGCAGUUGAGCUCCCAUACAACCUGCGGAAGCCGCUCCACAAGCAGCGCGACCUGCAGCGCCGUGCACGGGAGAAGAAGCGGCUGCUCAAGCAGCCGCUGGAGCAGUGGGAGAUGGACGCCUGCCAGUCAGGCCGGCCUGGACAGCAGAAGCCGCAGAAGCAGCCGCAGCACCAGCAGAAGCAGCGGCGGCAAAAGCAAGCGGCCGGCGGGGAGGGCAAGGGUGAGGCGGCCAAGUCAGUGCAGGACCGCCGGCAGCACAUCAAGCGGCUUGCGCGGCGGCUCUACCACCGGGUUGCACUCAAGCAGACGGCUGCGGCACGUGCUGCCAGCGAGGCACAACGGGCGAAGAUGCGGGCGGUGCAGGCAGACAUGGCGCGCGCACGCGCACAGGCGGAGGCACUGCUUGACUCAGCCCGUAAGCAUGGAUGGCUGAGUCCCUGGCGUGACUACAGCGUCCGCACCAAGGCCAGCGGCAUGUAUGUGUUAGAGGAACUCACCGCCGUCAUGCUGGAGGUGUGCCCGUCCCUGGCAAGGGUCGCUUGUGCUCGCGCAAGGGCGCAUGCCAGGGCCCAAGCAGUGCGCCGGCUCCACCGCUCAGCAGCGGCGCGAUUUACCAUGUGCACCAAGCCUUCGGCAAAGUCAUGGCAGCGGAAGGCACUAUGGACGCAAGCCCCAAUUCUGGCUCUUCAGAUCAUGGCGCUCAGCGCUUCCCGCUGGCGCUGAAGCUCAGUGGCCUGCAAGAUGUGUAUGAGUUUUACCAUCAAUGCAUGACAACUGCAGCUACCAUGGCCAUUGGAACUGUCUCCUGGUUUGCCACACAGCUAUACGCGCUUCCUGAUGAAUACUCACAGCCGACACCAGCUAUCCAUGUGGAUCCAUCCAGCGGUAUUGCUAUGGCACCCCAGCUGAUGUGUCGGCAUUGUUCGAAGGCCAUCAUGCUGACUGGGUCGAACAUUGUUGCUUCCAACUGCAAAGAGUGGCAGCACACAAGGCCCUGCAUGCCCCCUCCACCUCCACCCCCCCCUAUGGUUCCACCCUGUGCUCCCCUACCUCCAGCGGUCCCAAACCCCAGCAGCACCACGCCAUCAUGUGCCACCAGUGAGCCCACACGGCCUGCCACAUCUAUGAGCAGACUUGAUGGUAGAUCAAGUAGCACCUUGGACCCAGCACAUAUUGCGUCCAUCAUGCGGCAGGCCCAGGACUUGUCAGAGCAUCACACCACCCCUCCACCUUCUUUCGUGUGGCGUGACCAAGCCGCUCAUGGCCGGUCUGAAAUUUUGGGCGCCCAAGUCCAUGGCGGAAGUGGGGCACAUGCCUUGCCAACCAUCCGGGAUUUUCCAUCGCACGUGAUGGGUGCGGCUGCUGGGGCAUCUGGCUCAGGCGCUCCUUGGGGCAGUUUGGGCCAGUCCACCAUCCUGGCAACACCUACAACAGAACUUAUUGGCGGCACUAAUACCAUCUCUGACAGCAUGCUUUGCGAGCUUGGACGCCAAAUGAUGAGCAUGUGUUGUAAUUUGCUUGGGUCUGCUGGCAGUGGUGGAGUGGCUGCUUUAAGCGCACGGCAGCUUGGUGUAACAACUGUGGAGGCGCUUUCUAAUCAGGCAAUGGAGUCCUUUAUUGACGAGGAUGCUGGUAUUGAUGGUGUUGGCAGCGAAAGCGACGAUGAGGAUGAUGGCAGCGACAACACUGGUGGCGGGCUGGCGGCUGCCACGGCUGUCGCUGACACUGGUGCUGCUGCAGCAGCUGGCGCAGCACCUUCGGCUGGAUUGAUGGAUGCUACUGCGCAAGCCGUGUCUGGCACGCACAGUCAGCUGUCCCCACUGAAUGCGGUUGCGGCAGUGUUGUCAAUCCCUAAAAUACGGAAUGUGGCCACAGCAGUGGUUCACGCAGCGGCCCAGACUGAGGUGGAGGCGGCGGGGCCAGCCAUCAUCAUGCACGGGGCCAGUGCCACUCUUCAGCCAGAUGCUGCCGAGCGCCAGUUGCUGCAGUCGCAGUCUGGCUGGUCUGCUGUUGUUGUAUCUGCCCAGCCAAUAAUGGAUAACAAGUUGCCAGUUGCUUAUCUGGAGGCUUUGAAGGACAAGGCUGCUCGGGCACCAGACCAGACUGCCAUCCUGCAGGCAGCACGGCUUCAGGGCCCACGUGUGACCAAGGGACGUGGCCAGCUUCGACAUCAUAUUGGCAGGGCUGAUAUUGCUCAGCUUAUGGCCGCAACAGAAAAUCUGGAAAUUUGGGCAAGGCUAAACUCAAGUGUUCUUGCUCAGGUUGCGUGGGCAGACUCGUAAGUAACCUGCAGAAUGAGUGUGCCGCUGCAUGGACUGUUAACCAUACUGUGUGAUGCAGGAUCCUGGGCACCUGGAUUCAGCAUAAUCAUGGCCAGCAUGGUGACAUUUUCAUUGGUUGGGACAAGCGUGGCCUACACUAUCGAGCAUUGUUGGCUUUCCUUGUAAACAUUGCAGACCUUAAGAGUGUGCGGUCUGGGGCAAUCCCCCAGUCACCCAGUGAGCCGGUUGAGGGCUACUGUGUGAGCACUACUCUGGUUGGGUUUCUGCGGUGCCUAGAUAUACUGCACCGGCUGCGCGGCUUCACCAUGUGUCCAAAUGUACGGCGAGGGCUACGGGAGUACGUCCUGCGAGUGCUGCGUAAAAUGGUGAGCCCUAGGUCUUUAAACUGCUGAGGGGAUUGUCGCCUGACCCCAUGUGAUUCAUACGCAGUAUCCUCAUGUCAUACGGACUGCAAAGCCGGUUCUUCCAACGGUACUUGCUGACAUGCAGCAUGUUAGCGAGCUGAAGCCUAUGAAGGCAUCUUUGGACCAUAACACACACAUCCGUUACAUGGCAGACUACAGUCAUAAGUGGGCAACCAUCCGCAUGAUGGUUCACAUGGCGUGGGCUGGACGUCGAAUGGGGCAUGUGAUGAGGCUUAAGCUUGGGGACUUGCAGUUUCAGUACUGCUCCUCAUGUACUGUCAGCACUUCCAGCACGGCAACAUCAUCAUGGUACCUGAAGCUGCGCAUUGCAUUUGCCAAGAACAAGUGUACUGAUGGCAGCUUUCAGAGUGUCAUACUAAACUCAGAGCAUUAUCAGGACAGCAUGUUGCAGCAGGAAUUUGAUGAGCGAUUCAAGUCUGACCUUGUGUUGCAGCUGCACCAUUAUGUGUACAUGCAGAAUGGUUUUAUCCAUGGAACAUGGCGUGAUUGCCUACGUUGUCCAAGCAUGCAGCUGAUGUGUGUCGAGCUGCCACUCUUCCGCCAGCUCAGUGAUCAUGGCGUGCCAUCCUUUGAACCCGUGCCGCUGCAUAUUGCCCAGGAGCUGUUCUCCAUCAUAGCGUUCGCUGCAGGUUACAGGGGCAUGACAGCACAUGGUAGGGAAUGCAAUGCUACUAAUCAUGUCACAAGAACCAUGAACACCAAGCCUUUGUUGCUUGCAGGAUGCCGCAGUGGUGUUUUGCACGAUGAGAUGCUCCGAACCUAUGUU